Thlaspi arvense is the source of this 888-nucleotide messenger RNA. Lineage: Eukaryota; Viridiplantae; Streptophyta; Magnoliopsida; Brassicales; Brassicaceae. The record is from the annotation of a GenBank genome assembly.
AUGAUUGCGACGGAUUUGAUUUCAGCCGCGAUCAAGGCGACUUGCAAUACACAGAGCCCAGGCGGAGUCGAGCGAUGUGUGGAUGUCUUGAAUCAGUUGAAUUCUCUGUCUCUCUCCGCCACGGAUAUUCGUCAAUUGUCUGUGCCAAUCUUUAAACUUGAGACUCUGAGAAGGCAUAGGAACCCUAAGAUCCGUAAGGAAUCUCAGUCCUUGUUUGAUUCCUGGUUGAUUACUCUCUACGCACAAGGAAGAGACCAAUCUUUGAAGUCCGGUCUUACCCAGAUUCGUCUGAAGCCGAGAAAUCUUGCGUGUUCUUCGGAGUUGAACAAGAAGAAGAAGAAAGAAAAAGAACAGAGUUCUCUUAUGACUCUUGAACCGGAAAAGAUUAAAAAGACUGGCUUUUUGGAGACGAAGAAGAGACAAGACUCGAAAGCGUCGAAUACCAAUCUUUUGGAGACGAAGAGGAAACGGGACAUCAAAGACAAAGAUGGUAAAGUUACAACCAAAGCCUUGAUCCCUCCUCCCAGAAGGCAUGUCUAUACGACAAAAGAAUCUGGAAACCCUAGAUCUGAGGCCUUGAAGAGGACGACAGAGGAGAUGGUGGAGCUCUUCGAAUCAGCAAAGAAAGCUGCUGAUGUGGCAAACGCGAAAGGUAUUCUCUUGGGGAAAGCAGAGGCGUCACGAUGCGUUGAUGCUCUCUCUUUACUGAUGAAAAUCAAUUUCAUCCCAAAACCUAAAGAGCCAAUGCGGAUGAUGGAGAGACUUGAGAGACUUACAAAGCACAAAGAUCUUAAGAUUUGCUCUGCUGCAUCUGCCCUUCUUCGACUUUGGAGACAGAGGGUUAGAGAACAAGAACGCAAAGACUCCAUUGGAUUCAAAAGGUUCUGA